GUAAUGUUGAACACCUAUCUACUAAGGUCAGUAGUAGAGUGCCCUGAUAAACACUUCGACUACGUCAACCGGAAACACUCAUCUCAAUUCCACACACCAGAGACAUGACGUCGCUGUUGUUGAUUUUCAGUUUCCUGUUCCUCCUCAGCGAUAACCGUGCACAAUCACAGCUGUUUUUCCAGAAACUUCAACAAGCGUCUGCAGGAAGCAGAUGUAUGUCUGGGUCAAUAGCAUGCUUACCGGCCCCAUGGUGUCAAACAGUUAAAGAUGAAAAUGGCUGUCCAAGAUGCAAGUGCAACAGAAGUUUCAGAUCAUCCAGAGAGACACCUCACGCAGGCGCAAUGAGUCCCUUUUCCACAUCUAUGUUUGGAUCUAAUGGUGGUUUCGGCUUUCCCGGAUUUCCCAGCUUCAGUGGCCAGAUGGGACCGAUGAAUCCGAUGGCGGCCAUGUUUGGUUCCGGAAGUUCAAUGUCCGGAACAGGAAACUCUCCUAUGUCUGGGCCGAUGGGAUUUUCUGGGGGUAUGUCUUCUAUGGGGGGAUUCAUGGGACAGAUGAAUCCAUUGCUGGGUGCGUCUGCUGGACUGACCAAUCAGAAAACACCUAGCAACAAUAAAACUUCGUGUGAUCCCGCCCCCUACACGUGUCCGGCCCCGCCCCCAUGGUGCCAGCGCAUUGUUGAUGAGGGAGGAUGCACUAAAUGCCUGUGUGGAGAAGAGUUGCAGACUUACUAUGACAAAAUUCAAGGAGUAACAAAAAGCACAACAGCAAAACCCCCCACUGUUACUGUCAACCAAACAAGAUCUACAAUGACGCCACAAGCCUCUUCUUCUACCAUUACUCCUGUUAAAACCACGCCCAUCACCACAUUUGCCCCGCCUCUCGGUAAGGCGUGUCUUGCAAACUUUUUUUGUACACUGGAUUGCCGAACUGGAUACCGGACGGAUUCUGUGGGAUGCCCGCUGUGUUCUUGUAAUGGCGACAGUUCACUCAUCACGCAAGCAACACAUAUUCCAGAUUCGUCCACGUCUCCAGUUCCCUUUACUACACUACCAAUUUCCGGUUCCGGUAGUCCUAUUGGAGAUUUGAAUGUAGUUUGCCCCGGGAUAUUCGAUUGCAUGAAACAAUGCCUGAAUGGAUACCGUGUGGACGGGCAGGGAUGUCCUCUUUGUGAAUGUAUUCAAUAAAUAAUUGGAGAAAA
Ostrea edulis (European flat oyster) is the source of this 1198-nucleotide messenger RNA. RefSeq lists its product as uncharacterized. The record is from RefSeq and is a predicted model, not a curated record. NCBI's taxonomy places the organism in Eukaryota, Metazoa, Mollusca, Bivalvia, Ostreida, Ostreidae. The transcript is spliced from 7 exons. Bases 105 to 1184 code for a protein of 359 amino acids. Gene Ontology annotation, molecular function: serine-type endopeptidase inhibitor activity.